AUGGCUUCUAAAGAUGAUGACUGGUCAGAGAUUUCAGAUCCAAAAACUCGGAAACGCCUGCAGAACCGGCUGGCCCAGAGAAAUUACCGAAAAAAUCUUAGAACACGAAUAGAAGAGCUGGAACGCCAGCUAGCUGAACGAUCCGCUGCUGAUGCUCAACGCAGAAUGUCGAACCAACUAAUGGCCUCUCCAGCAUCGAUGAUGUCUAACGAGCAGAUGGACUAUAUGAUUUUAGCCCAGGCAUCGUGCCACGGCUUACAGUCGUUAGUCCCGUCGCAUUCAAGCAACUCAGGACAGCAGAACCCGUUAGCAAUCUCGAAUGGCAAAUUGGACAGAAAUCUGACAUCAAGCCAUGCAGACGAGAGCGGUAGAAGUCCAGAGCUAUUGGCGGAAACUACGCUACACCAGAGUAAUGGAUCGGAUAGUCACAGUUCGGAUAUCAUGUAUGAUUUGGAAUGGGACACUAAAUAUGUCUUUUCAGAUGCCAGCGUCUCAUCCAAUGUAGAGUCUACUAGAAAUGCCUCGCGUAUACCAGAGCUUCUCGAGUCAGACGUUGAGUCUCCGAGAGAUCCCAAGGAGUACAGCAUAAAGCAUGUCGAGUCUGGAAUGAAGCAGCCUAACGAGAAUGCAUCACUCACUGAACGGCUAGAAUAUCUUGUCGGGGUCGUGCAUCGAUUGGCGUUUGACGACCUAGAGAGCGUGAUGUCCAAGUACUAUACCUCAGACUUUCGUCCUUUUCCCAGACUCGCUAGCCUGCAGCGCCUAAGUCGGAACCGCAAGUUGCCUACAGUCUUAUCAGACUUGAGAGCGAGCGCGAUGUCUUGGUCUGAGUGGGAGGCACAGGGGUACAAGAGCGAGAUUGUACGGUCUGCCGAGAGCAUAUUAGCAGCUGAGAGGAAAAAGCUGGUGUCGCCCCUCAUGCUCCAGCAAUUCAUGGAAAGUUACGAGAAACAUGACCUACCGGAGAAAAGCAAAGGAGAAAGUCCAAAUUCAGCUUUGCUUAUUGCUACUCUCCAGCAAGAGGCACCAUACUUAUGGACACUCAUUUCCUCGCUGACGACGGAAAAUGGAUACGCAGAAACGCAGGAAGAUGUGCAGCAAGCACUCGCCCUGAUGUUGAUUUUGUGCUGUUCAGGAAACACAUCGCGGGGGAAGCUUUUUUCCAUGCUAAAGCAGUGCCUUGAUGAGGACUAA
Trichoderma asperellum CBS 433.97 is the source of this 1194-nucleotide messenger RNA. RefSeq lists its product as uncharacterized. Lineage: Eukaryota; Fungi; Ascomycota; Sordariomycetes; Hypocreales; Hypocreaceae. The record is from RefSeq and is a predicted model, not a curated record.